AUGUCUCUUCCUCAACCAGCAGAGAAUCAAGCGUACUGUAAUGUCUCUGCCCUUGAAGCAGGCCUGAUCGACCUGCUUGACACCAUGUUCAUCACCAAUGCCGUUUCAGGAAUGGUCACCAAAGCACCAUCUUUAAGCUUCCUCAUUCGCCACUCAACACGCAACGAAAACUUUGUCUUUGACUUAGGAAUUCGCAAAGACUGGGAAAAUUACCCGCCUGCUAUCGUCGAAUGGGCGAAGAAGACAUAUCCAGUAGAUGUCAAACAAGAUGUCGUAGAGUCUCUUCAAAAAGGAGGGUUGCAGCCGACUGAUAUUAAAUAUGUCUGCCUAUCACAUCUCCACUGGGACCACACAGGCAACACCCACCCGUUUACCAACAGCACUUUCUUGAUCGGCACUGCGGCUCAAUCUCUGCUUCAGGAAUCAAAAUAUCCUGACAAACCGGAUGGCCGUUACUCUCAUGACCUCCUUCCCAGUGACCGCACGCUCUUUUUAGAUCCUGGCGAAUGGAAGCCUAUCGGUCCGUUCCCUCGCUCAUUCGACUUUUACGGAGACGGAAGUCUCUACAUCAUCGAUGCUGCCGGUCAUCUUCCAGGUCAUAUUAAUGUCCUCGCACGCACCUCCUCAGAUGGUGGAUGGAUAUUUUUAGGCGGCGAUAGCGCCCAUCAUUGGAAUCUUAUCACCCUUGAAUCAGACGUCGCUGUAGGACAUCCGGGCCAUCUGCAUAUCUGUGCUCAUGCGGAUAAAGAGUUAGCUGAAGAACACAUCCGCCGCAUUAAUGCUUUGUGGAAACUACCUCGUGUACGGGUGAUCAUUGCCCACGAUGAACCUUGGUAUUCCAAGAACAAAGGCGGCGAUGCUUUUUGGCCUGGAAAAAUUGCAUCACUUUAA
This is a messenger RNA of Psilocybe cubensis, 891 nucleotides long. RefSeq lists its product as uncharacterized. The transcript has a single exon. Bases 1 to 891 code for a protein of 296 amino acids. The record is from RefSeq and is a predicted model, not a curated record. NCBI's taxonomy places the organism in Eukaryota, Fungi, Basidiomycota, Agaricomycetes, Agaricales, Agrocybaceae.